AUGGCUAUGCGUCAACUACGUAAAAAUGCCCAAGCCAAUGAGCAAACAGCAACCGGGCCACCCAGCUACAAUGACUAUCAUGAACCGCAGUAUCCCCUGCCACCAGUACAACCACAACAGCAACUGCAGCAGCAACAACAAUUACAACAGCCGAUAACGGUUUUUGGGGUAAGUAGCGGUGCUGGUGGUUCAGUGCGUAGUUUCAAAAAAACUACAACUGCCAACGGUAGCCGCUUAGCUGUUAAUGAAUUAUUUGCCACAACUCAUGGUCCACCAUUGCCACCGGCCAAUCAACAUCCCAUGCAAAAGAAACAACAACAAAUAUCACCACAAUCAGUCAAUAAUAUGCCAGUAGUGGGACGUAAUAUAUCAGCCAUGUUGGAUGAAAAUAAUACUGUGAGAUGUUAUUUAGAGCCUUUAGAAAAGUAAAAGAAAACCGAUUUAAAUUUAAAACAUUUUAUAUACAUUUAUUAAUAUAUAUAUAAAGACAUUAAUUAUUACAUGUUUAAAAGGUGUAUUUAUUAAAGAAAGCAAAGAAAUUAUAUAAAAAAAAAAAAACAUAAAAAGCAAAAGAAACCGAUUGAUAACAAACAAAAACAAAAAAAAAGAGUUAGUUAAG
This is a messenger RNA of Lucilia sericata (common green bottle fly), 619 nucleotides long. RefSeq names its product latrophilin Cirl-like. Bases 1 to 429 code for a protein of 142 amino acids. NCBI's taxonomy places the organism in Eukaryota, Metazoa, Arthropoda, Insecta, Diptera, Calliphoridae. The transcript has 2 exons. The record is from RefSeq and is a predicted model, not a curated record.